AUGAGAGACUUGGAAUUUGAAACUGGGGAUCAUGUUUUUGUCAAAGUCACCCCAAUGAAAGGGCACACAAGAUUUGGGAAGAAAAAGAAGUUAUCAACCUGGUACAUAGGGUCAUUUCAGAUUUUAGAAAGAUUGGGUCCGGUGGCUUAUCAGAUUUCUUUACCACCAGGCAUGGAACAAGUGCACAAUGUGUUCCACGUGUCAAUGUUACGAGGCUACCUUCAGGACCCUUCUCACGUUAUUGACUAUCAUCAGAUUAUACUAGAUGAUGAUAUGGUUUAUGAGGAGAAACCUAUCCAAAUCCUUGAUUGGCAAGUCAAGCAACUAAGGAACAAGACUAUCCUAAUGGUAAAAGUCGAAUGGAGGGAACAUCAUAGAAAUGAAGCCAUUUGGGAACGGGAAGAAGAAAUGAGGCAACAAUAUCUAGAAUUGUUCUCGACUUGA
This is a messenger RNA of Camellia sinensis, 444 nucleotides long. Lineage: Eukaryota; Viridiplantae; Streptophyta; Magnoliopsida; Ericales; Theaceae. The record is from RefSeq and is a predicted model, not a curated record.